Messenger RNA from Entamoeba invadens IP1, 483 nucleotides. RefSeq lists its product as hypothetical. The record is from RefSeq and is a predicted model, not a curated record. The transcript has a single exon. Lineage: Eukaryota; Evosea; Mastigamoebida; Endamoebidae. Bases 1 to 483 code for a protein of 160 amino acids.
AUGGAAGAAAUAGGGCACCUCUACCACUGUUUAUACACACGUGACAUCACCCAAAAGGUUAAAAGGAAAUUUGAUGGGUAUGUCAUCUUUCGUCCGAAGUAUCGACGGUUUGAGGUCUACGAAGACAGUGAUGGGAAGUUAGGCAAACAAGUUUGUUGUGAGACGGUCCAAGAGACUGAACUUCAUUGUGAUGAUGUAGUCAAUCUCCCUUCCUUCAUCGUUGAGAUCUUCGAUGAAGUAACUCCGUCACUUAAUGACCAGCACAGUCUUAACGUAGAACCACCUCCGCCCACUUUAUAUACUAAAUCGGACAAAGACGAGAAACUCCGAGACGAGACGAAGCCACGAAAAGUCCUUUCAAGGAAGAAGACGUUGGCCAAGACCAAAAGUUUGAAUUUUGCAGUUACUGCUGAUGACAAGAAGAUGACCAAAUUAGUUCGGAAACGAUCUGUCCAAGAGAUCCUCAAUCUGUUUGAGAAAUGA